Messenger RNA from Uranotaenia lowii, 804 nucleotides. RefSeq names its product 39S ribosomal protein L40, mitochondrial (gene mRpL40). Gene Ontology annotation, cellular component: mitochondrial large ribosomal subunit; mitochondrial ribosome. Bases 174 to 764 code for a protein of 196 amino acids. The record is from RefSeq and is a predicted model, not a curated record. The transcript has 2 exons. Lineage: Eukaryota; Metazoa; Arthropoda; Insecta; Diptera; Culicidae.
GUUCGAACUUAUUAGAAGAUCAUUUUCAUUCAUUCGAGCUUUAACGACGAUACCUUACAAGUAAACUGCUCGAUAUUUUAACCUUUUCGAGCAGUUUGUUACGAAAAUGGUAAGUGGAACAAUUUUUAAAAAAAGUUGCAUAAAUUCCAGAUUUCUUGCUUAAAAACCCAAAAAUGUCGCUAUUGAGUGCAUUUUACAGGCUAUCGCUCGGCUCGACUUCAGCCGUGCGGGCACUGCACACCGGAAGUGCCAGCAAUUUCCACUUCACACCGGCCCUGUUCGCUGAACCGCUCAAAAAGAAGAAGAAAAUCGAUCCGCAGGUGCUGAAAGCCCGAGAGGACCGCAAGCGUAAACGGUUGGAGAAGCAAAUCCGUCGGCUGGAGAAAAAUGCCCGGCAGCUGAAACCUGUGGAAGAUCUGGAAGUGCCGAUGGAACUGCUGGAUCAACAAGAUCGUCGCAAGCGUACCGGUAUCAAGGUUACGGCAGAGGUGCUGGAAAGUCGGGUCUUGCUGGAGAAGCAGUGGGCCAAGUUCAAGAUGCAGGAAAAGCUGGCCAACUAUCAACUGUUUGAUCGCGUUUUAGGCUCCCAAACUAAGGCUCUGAACGAGCUGCGGCUGGAGUCGGAGGAGCUGUACCAGCUGGCGGUGCAACCAGAUCUGGCGAUUGUUCCUUUGAAGCUUGAGGGACCGGUUUCCACUCCCCCGAUCGAAGGCUACGAGAUGCCCGACGGAGAGUAUAUUGACAUUUCGAAAAAAUACGAUUAGUAUAUGUCUGUUGGUUGAGAAAAAUUAUGUAGAUAAAUAA